Ostrinia furnacalis (Asian corn borer) is the source of this 2079-nucleotide messenger RNA. RefSeq names its product PUB and ZnF_RBZ domain-containing protein tamozhennic (gene tamo). Bases 35 to 1828 code for a protein of 597 amino acids. The transcript is spliced from 5 exons. Lineage: Eukaryota; Metazoa; Arthropoda; Insecta; Lepidoptera; Crambidae. Gene Ontology annotation, cellular component: cytoplasm. The record is from RefSeq and is a predicted model, not a curated record.
CUGCGGCUACUUCAAACACGAAGUCGAAGCGAACAUGGUGGGCGCGGAGACACUUCUGCACGCGAUGGGAUACAAACCGGCGGGCGCGGGGCGGCUGGCACUCUACGCUCCCAUCUGCCCCGACAUGGUGGCGGCCAUCUCCCGGGACGCGCUCGUGGCGCAGUGCGAGUGCCAGAUUAUGUCUCAAGUGUGGGAAGCGGUAUGGGGUGGCGGCGCGCGUGUCUCAUGGGCUGACGUGUGCCGGGAAAGAGCCGCACGCGCUUCCGACGCCGCCGCCGCCGCCGUGCGACUUGCCGCCGCCGCUGACGGCGCUAAUGUGCACGGUUCAGAAAUAUAUUCAAACAUACCCGUGACGGUGACCGACAUUCACCACCGGAGCCGCCUAGUGGAUGCCCGGUACCCCCGCUACAACGAGACCUCGUUCGACGAGCCCCUCCCUCCCAUGCACCCCCCCUACGCGGUGCCCCCCCACCUCAUGUACCCCCUGCCCCACGAUAUCCCCGUCACCGUCACCAGCCAGCUCGUCAUGACCCCCUACGGAGUCCCUUACUACUACCCAGUCCAAGCGCCCUAUAUGAUCCCCACACCAGUCUACGCGCCUAUCAAACAAGCCACCAACGUACCUAUCAACGGAUACCCGCCCACAACACAAUAUAACAGGUAUCCUUCUGUACCGACCGCCCAGCUCAUCGAACUCGACUCUCCGUCCGUCUACGAAAACGGCCGCUUUGACAAACACCGGGACGACGACCGAAGUCACAGGAGAAGCAGGCAGCCCGAAAGUUCUAGAAGGAAUAGCACUUCAAAGUCAGGAUUCAGUGACGUGUCGCUCCCUAGUUUGCCGCGGUCUGACACACAACCAGCCUUGAGCAAAGCGAGGGAAGACGGCAUGGGAACAUACGAGAGCUGGGAUUAUGUGUUUCGGAAUCUUUCGAGCAAAGAGCAGGACGGGGAGACUCGGAGCCGGUAUUCCCCGUCUCUAGAUCGGGAUUCCCGGACGCUGGACCGGUUAGACCGGGAGGAGAGGCGGGCGAAGUAUCAGCCGACCACCCUCGACUUGGAGGACGGAUUGCAAGCGCUAAACAUCGACCGAUCGUAUGACGAGGAUGCGUACCGGACGGCGAAAGUGAACGAGAAUUUGAUGCGAUUGAAACAGGAGCAGGAGUUGAAGCGAGCUAAGCAGUUAGCUAGAAAGCAGAUGGACGAGCGAAAGCCUAAGAAACUGGAGCCUAUUAAAUCCGACGCUUUGAUAUCGACUAAAGUGGCGCCCGACAAAGUCAAACUUUUAAGUAAGAAGGACGUUAAAGAUAGGAAGGAGGUGAUAAAGCAGCAGAGUUCUAUGAACGGGUCGGUGGCAAGUGUGGAGGCCAAGAAAGUGCGGAAACCGGCCAAACUCGUCGCGGCCGAGGCCGAGCGGCCCGCGCGUCCCGCCAAGCCACUGGAGAAUGGACACAGCAGCGGACAUAGUUCGAAAACGACGCCUGCAGCGCCGCCGCAAGCGAAUUACGACCUUAAGGCGCAGCUGAUAGUGUCGCUCGACGAGCCCGACGCGCGCCGCUCGCCGCCGCGCCCCGUCGCCAACGGGGACCCCCCUCGCCCCGCCUCCGCCGCGAAGCGCGACAGAUGGGAAUGCUCCACGUGCACCUACCUCAACAAAGACACGGUGGCCGCCUGCGAGAUGUGCGGUAAGUCCAAGCGAGGGCCUGAGAUCCAGCCGCUAACCUCAGGCGGUCGCGAAUGCCCAGCCUGCACGCUCGUCAACCGACGAGACGCGAGGGUUUGCGACGCCUGCGGCACCAGUUUAGACCACUGUCCUACGUAUAUUUAAACGGUUAAGGGCGCUUUUCGCUUGGAAACGACGAUUGUGUUUUGUUUUAAUUCAAUGGAGGAAAGCAAAUGACGAUUGUCUUUUGUUUUGGUCGGUGUAAAGAAACGCACAUUACGCACAUAUUGCAGCAGGCUGUCACAGAUUGUACACGCGGCCACAUUGUUAACUAUCCAUCUCCGUUUUUGCUCUCGCUCUAAUCAAAUGGUGAUUCUUUGCGAUAGAACGAGAUGACAUGACUGGCAAUGGGCAGU